Cheilinus undulatus (humphead wrasse) is the source of this 3237-nucleotide messenger RNA. RefSeq names its product tetratricopeptide repeat domain 9B (gene ttc9b). The coding region runs from base 274 to 1020 and encodes 248 amino acids. The record is from RefSeq and is a predicted model, not a curated record. Gene Ontology annotation, molecular function: protein binding. The transcript is spliced from 3 exons. Lineage: Eukaryota; Metazoa; Chordata; Actinopteri; Labriformes; Labridae.
CACACAAGCAUCCUUGCGCGAGAGGACCAGAGCGACGACUCCGCUUUUUUCGACGGUUGGGAAAUUCAUGAUGCCUCAGCCGGCUUCUUUAGCGUUAUUUAACUCUGUAUAACUGAAAAUAUCUUUGACAGUCAACUGGCACAUCUUUCAAUCACAAGUUAACAAAUAGAGACGUUUCUGACACCGUUUUCUUGGCUUUUUUUUUCGAGGCUAACCGUCUCUCUGGUGCCACCGCCUGCUCAGCCGUUUUUGCCGCUCCAUAACGCAUCCUUUAUGCACAGCACGCUGCUCCGGUCCUCCCCAACAAAACACCCGUUCGUGUCCGAGCACAAUGGCCCGCUCCAGCCGCUUUCACUAAGAGACAUGGAAGCCAAACAGCACCAGAUAAAGAGCCUUAAAAGCUACCCGGAGACUGGUGGCCGGAGCCUGGCAGCGGCCGCCGGAGUAGACAGCGGCGGUGGUGGUGGGUAUCGAGCCGGCUCUGCUGAAACAGAGAUGGAAGCGAAGAUCCAGAAAGCCAUCGACUUCAAGGCGGAGGGUCACCGCUGCUACAAGGAGAAGAAAUUUCGGGAGGCGAUUGGCAAGUACCACCGGGCGCUGCUGCAACUCAAAGGGGUGCAUGUUGUCGACGGGACGACGGGAUCCGAGGUCAACCUGCUGAACCAAGCGGCUGCCAAGCUGACCGAGGAGCAGCGGAGAGCCGUGGAGAGCACCGAGAUCGAGUGCUAUGACAGCCUGACAGCGUGCCUGCUGCAGUCAGAGCUGGUGAACUACGAGCGGGUGAAGGAGUAUUGUCUGAAGGUGCUGAGCCACCAGAGAGACCACUUUAAGGCCAUGUACCGAGCCGGCAUCGCCUUCUAUCACCUGGGUGACUACGAAUGUGCCCUGCGCUACUUGCGUGACGCCAAAAAUCGCGAACCCACAGACACCAACGUGCUGAGGUACAUUCAGCUGACGGAGAUGAAAAUGAGCAAGAGUGGACAGAGAGAACGAGAGGGCAACAAAGAGACCGAAGGCUGACCCUCCACCUUUCCACCCCUACGGCCCCUUAACCUCUGACCCCACUAGCAGAUCCCUACAUGACCCUCCCUCUCUCUCCCUCCACUUCCUCUACCGACUCCUGACAGCAGCACAGCCCGACGAGACAGACCCAGCCGUGGAGACAAAUCAAAACUCCGUCUGCAAACCGACAUCCUUUUUCCUUCUCUUUCCUCUUCUUCUCCUUCUUCCUCCCUCAGGUGCUGUGUUUCCUCUCCCUAGAUGCAGACAGUCAAGCAAACAUAAAAAAAAACAACAAAAACAAGGAAAAUGCUGUAUUAUACUCAUACGAAACAGUCAAUGUGGUGGAAUGACAAAGGAGCUUCAAAACAUACAUAUGAAUAAUGGACGUUUGCAUAAUUUAGUUCAUGUUUUAAAGACAUAAGAUGCAUUUUGUUUCUGCUUUCCUGCUCUCUCUUUCUCUCUGCCUUCUCUCCGUCUUAUUUGGGACUCUUGAGGAGAUUAUCGGGGCAGCGGGAGGCUUGACCACACCAGGAGGAAGGCGGGCAGCAGUGAGGGGUGUGUGUGACACAUAUCAAGACCAUAGCCCAAUUUGAUUGUACAUCCUUCUCCGACAGGGCUCACUCUGACCCCUUACCCCAGACUUUGGGACAGACUAGCACUAGAAAUCCUUCAUCAAGUAGAGAAAACACCUCUAGGCUUAAUUCAAUGCUCUGUCCUGUCACUUUUUUUCCUGUUUCUAGAUUCUGGACUGCUUUAUUUCUUUUCAAAUCAAGGGCUAUUUCAAUUGUUUAUCUGUUUUUAGGGUUUUUUACUUUGCUCUCAGUGUUCAUGGUUCUUUGUUGUACUUGAUCAGUUGUUCAUAGCAUCUGUGCGUGCAGCAAACAGACACAAUCCUCCAGCGGUUCUUGCCAUUUUCAGGUGUGAUAAUGUGGAAACUUCAGUGUCUUCAAUCUGUUGCCCCUCCUGAGUCGUGUGUCGUCGUUAAUGUUGUUUAGACUAUUGAAGCCCUUCCCUCUCCUCCUCUCUUUUCUCCUCUUAAUGAUGUCACAACGGAAAAUAGCCAAUGGUAUCAGAGUUCCAUCAACCGCUCUUGGCUGGAUGGAAAUCCACUUUAAAACGCUUUAUGAUUUCCAUCCUUUUAUCGCUAAUGCCGAAGGUUUCCCAGACAUCGAUAACACACCGACGAGUCUCUGGGCAGCAGCAUUAGUGCAGGGAAAACAAUCACACACGUCUGUCCUGGACCCUGGCAGUCUACACCGCCAUGUUUUAGCACUCAGUUUUAGUGCUCUUUAAGAAGAGUGUGCCAUUUGAGAUUUCCUCUCUGCAUUUUUGUUUGAAAAUUCUUCCCAACCUAUCAACGCAAUGUUAGGACAGCAUUAGCAUUAGAUACUCCGAGGACACGGUCUGUGGAUUUACAUGGCCAGCUGUCAAAAGAAACAUAAAUAAUUUGCCGCUGCCUCUCUUGUGACUUGUGAAGCCAAAUCAUUUUUAAUGCCAACUUCGCUUCUAUGAUAGCGUUACCAUGGGCUGUUCUGCAGAAGGUUGGAUUGACAAUUUGUGAUAGCAUGACCUAAAUUUGCCUUCUCUCUGAUGCCAUGAAACUGUUUCCCCUCCUGCAUGUGACGUGUGGCUGUAGAGAGUUACUUCAGAUGUAUGGGACAGGGAUUAUAUCUGCUCUAUUGCUUUCUAUCAUGGCAUGCCGCCACGCUGUUUGCUCAUGCCUCUAUGUUAUCAUUCUGCCCUUUAUAAACACAGAAAGUGGUGACAGCCUGCAAUCGCAGCAACAGAAGAAGUAGCAAAUCAAUCUAGAAAUAAGAAGUCUUUAGGGUCACUUUGCCCCAGCAAAGGUGAGAGAUAAGACAGGAUUUUGCUGCUUAAGAAACAAAAAGGACUGAAGAGGAAAUUAAAGAACUGUGCUUUAGAUUUCCCCUCCUCAAUUUUUUUUCCAAUGACCUGCGAGGAGGUAAAUAGGUACCUAAGUGUGUCAAUGGGACUCUGGAGAGACAGCACCAUGCGUUGAGGAGACCGGCAUGAUACAGAGAGGCUCCAGUGGAGGGAGAAGUAGGCCAGCAGCAGCAGCUGCAGCUCCAAGUCACUUCAGCAGCAGAGAGAGAGAGAGAGACGCAAGAUAAACAGAAAACUAUAGAGCAAGGAGUGUUGACCUACCAGAUAUAAAUUUAGCACAAAAAGUCAGGAAAUUUGUGUUUCUUUAUUGCAACAAUACUUCUUGGCAAU